UUUUUUAUAAAUACAACCCUUCUCCUUGUUUCUUCAUACACCAAUCCAUCAAGAAUCAUGAAGUUGAAACCAAAGAGAUUUUCCCGGAGCUUUUCUAGGUUUGGCGGCAGUGGCAGUGGCAGUGGCGGUGAUGGUGGUGGUGCAACGGUGGAUAUAGGAAUGGGUGAGACCAAAUGGGAAUUGCGUCCUGGUGGGAUGCUUGUGCAAAGGAGAGAGAUUAGAGGAGAAAAUGACGAGGAGGAGAUUAUUACUAUUCGGGUCACGACUGUUUCCCAGUGGCAUGAUGUACCUACUCAAGCAACUUCGACUUUUGGAGAAUUGAAGAUGAUAUUAUCAACAGUGACGGGUAUGGAGAUAAAAGAGCAAAGACUGUUGUUUAAAGGGAAAGAAAGAGAAGACGGAGAACACCUACACAUGGUUGGUGUUAGGAACAAUGACAAAGUGUUGUUGUUACAAGAUCCGGCCAUCAAGGAGAAGAAGCGUCUUGGAUUAGUCAAACUACCUUCUUACCGUACAAUCAUUGUAUAAUACAACUAAAAUCGAUAAAUCCCUAAUAACGUAUAAAUUUUAUUUAUUUGACUAAAUAUUAGUCUGUACGGAAAGAUUGAUUUAGAUUUUUAUAACCACACCCUCUAAUUUCCAAAGAAUGAUGUAAAUUAUAUGUGUUUUAUGUUUAUAUUAGUUAAGAUAUUAUUGUACUGGAAGCUCUUUUAUUUUGAGCUUACUAAAGGACGAUAUGUGUAAUCAAUAAGGGUUUCCUUCAUUUCAAUACAUGUAUACUUAUGAA
This is a messenger RNA of Cynara cardunculus var. scolymus (artichoke), 787 nucleotides long. Its product is annotated as BAG family molecular chaperone regulator 1-like. The transcript has 2 exons. NCBI's taxonomy places the organism in Eukaryota, Viridiplantae, Streptophyta, Magnoliopsida, Asterales, Asteraceae. Bases 58 to 528 code for a protein of 156 amino acids. The record is from RefSeq and is a predicted model, not a curated record. Gene Ontology annotation, molecular function: protein binding.